CUGAGCUGCUGAGCGGAGAGGUUCCUAUAAGGUGUCAGGAUGUCACUGUCUAUUUCUCCAUGGAGGAGUGGGAGUAUUUAGAAGAACACAAGGAUCUGUACAAGGACGUCAUGAUGGAGAAUCACCAGUCCAUCACAUCACCGGGUGAAGACGGGAUGAGUGGCUCCCAUGGACAUCUCCAUUUAUCUUCCCAUCAUGAAGCAGAAGAUAACAAUACCACACAAGAUGAUUCAGUAACUCCUCAUGUACCCUCAGUCCUUCACAGCGGAGAUCUAUCCACCGAUACCGCUGGUCACUGGAAACCUUCAUCUAAGCAAUCACUGACUGGCAAACAAAUAACUGGACUUAACUGUUCUAAUCUUUCUUUGCACGAGAGAAGUCACAAACCUAAAAUGGCAUUUUCAUGUUCAGAAUGUGGGAAAUAUUUUAGUCCCAAAUCGGCCCUUAAUAGACAUCAGAGAACUCACACAGGGGAAAAACCAUUUUUAUGUCCAGAAUGUGGGAAAUGUUUUAGACAGAGAUCAUCGCUUGCGGAACAUCUACGAAUUCACACAGGAGAGAAGCCAUUUUUAUGCUCAGAAUGUGGAACAUGUUUUACCUAUAAAACAGAUCUCGUUCGUCAUCAGAGAACUCAUACAAGAGAGAAGCCAUAUUCAUGCUCAGAAUGUGGGAAAUGUUUUCGUCAAAAACUAGAUCUUGAUAGACAUCAGAGAACUCACACAGGGGAGAAACCAUUUUUAUGUCCAGAAUGUGGGAAAUGCUUUAAUCAAAAAUCAACUCUUGUGGAACAUCUAAGAACUCACACAGGAGAGAAGCCGUUUUCAUGCUCAGAAUGUAGAGCUUGUUUUACCCAUAAAUCAGCUUUGCGUCAUCAUCAGAGAACUCACAAAAGAGAGAAACCAUUUUCAUGCUCAGAAUGUGGGAAAUGUUUUAGUAAAAAAUGUCAUCUUGAUCGACAUCAGAGAACUCACACAGGGGAGAAACCAUUUUUAUGUCAAGAAUGUGGGAAGUGUUUUAAUCAGAAAUCAUCUCUUGUAGGACAUCUAAGAAUUCACUCAGGAGAGAAGCCAUUUUCAUGCUCAGAAUGUGGAAAAUGUUAUCACCUGAAAUCGGGUCUUGUUAUACAUCAGAGAACUCACACAGGAGAGAAGCCAUUAUGCUUGUUAGGAAUUACAGCUCUAAUAUGUAGCUACUUCUUUUUCAAGGGACCAAAGAGGAUCACUGAGCUGCUGAGCGGAGAGGUUCCUAUAAGGUGUCAGGAUGUCGCUGUCUAUUUCUCCAUGGAGGAGUGGGAGUAUUUAGAAGAACACAAGGAUCUGUACAAGGACGUCAUGAUGGAGAACCACCAGUCCCUCACAUCACCGGGUGAAUAUUGGAUGAGCGACUUCCAUCGACAUUUCCAUGUAUCUUUCUAUAAUGAAGCAGAAAAUAACACCAUGCAAGCUAAUUCAAUAACUCCUAAUGUACCCUCAGUCCUUCACAGUGGAGAUCUAUCCUCCGACAUUGCUGGUCACAAGAUGCCUUUGUCUAAUCAGUCACUGAUUUUGAAACAAAUAACUGAACAUCACUGGUCUAAUCUUGCUAUGCAUGAGAGAAAUCAAAGACCUAAAAGGGCAUUUUUAUGUUCAGAAUGUGGGAAAUAUUUUAACCAAAAAUCGGAUCUUGAUAGACACCAGAGAAUUCACACAGGAGAGAAACCAUUUUCAUGUUCUGAAUGUGGGAAAUGUUUUAGUCGAAAAUUAUCUCUUGUAGAACAUCUAAGAAUUCACACAGGAGAGAAGCCGUUUUCAUGCUCAGAAUGUGGAAUAUAUUUUACCCAUAAAUCAGCUCUGCUUCAUCAUCGAAGAACUCAUACAAGCGUGAAGCCAUUUUUAUGUUCAGAAUGUGGGAAAUGUUUUAGUCAAAAAUUGGAUCUUGAUAGACAUCAGAGAACUCACACAGGGGAGAAGCCAUUUUCAUGUCCGGAAUGUGGGAAAUGUUUUAGUCAGAAAUCAUCUCUUGUGGAACAUCUAAGAAUUCACACAGGAGAGAAGCCAUUUUCAUGCCCAGGAUGUGAAGCCUGUUUUACCUAUAAAACAGAUCUCCUUCGUCAUCAGAGAACUCACACAAGAGAGAAGCCAUAUUCAUGCUCAGAAUGUGGAAAAUGUUUCAGUCAAAAAUUGGAUCUUGAUAGACAUUGGAAAACUCACACGGGAGAGAAACCAUUUUUAUGUCCUGAAUGUGGGAAGUGUUUUAGUCAGAAAUCAUCUCUUGUAGAACAUUUAAGAAUUCACACAGGAGAGAAGCCGUUUUCAUGCUCAGAAUGUGGAUCCUGUUUUGCCCAUAAAUCAGCUUUGCGUCAUCAUCAGAGAACUCACAAAAGAGAGAAGCCAUUUUCAUGCACAGAAUGUGGGAAAUGUUUUAUUCGAAAAUCAGAUCUUGAUAGACAUCAGAGAACUCACACAGGGGAGAAACCAUUUUUAUGUCCUGUAUGUGGGAAAUGUUUUAAUCAGAAAUCGUCUCUUGUGGGACAUCUAAGAAUUCACACAGGAGAGAAGCCGUUUUCAUGCUCUCAAUGUGGCAAAUGUUUUAGCCUGAAAGUGGGUCUUAUUAGACAUCAGAGAACUCAUACAGGAGAGAAACCAUUUUCAUGUUCAGAAUGUGGGAAAUGCUUUAGUCUGGAAUCGAGUCUUGUUAGACAUCAGAGAACUCACAUGGGGAGAAGCCAUUGUUAUGAUCAGAGUGAGAAACCAUUGUAAUGAUCAGAUCUCAUACAUAAAUUGGACUUGCAACUAUUUAGCAUAUUAUUAUUUAUGUAGAUUUUUGUCAUGUAACUGCAUCAUUACAAUUUGCUUGCUCCUAAAAUUCAAUUUUUUUUGUAAUUUCACCUUUGGCUUUCAACACUGCCUGAAUCCUUCUGGGCAUGCUCUCGAUCACAUUAAAGCAUGCCUUGACUAAAAUCUGUUCCCAGGUCUCUUCUACACAUUCCCAAUGUUGGUGCGUACUGGUUGACUCACUUGGGUACGAAUACAGCUAUUCCUUCAAAGCUACCAACAAGUGUUCGAUUGGGUUGAGGUCUAGGGACUGUGGGGGCCAAUCCAGCACCUCUACUUCAUUGUCAUUGAACUAUUUAUUCGCCAAUCUCGACAUAUGCAUCGGGUCGUUCUUCUGCUGGAACACUACGUUGUCCUUUUCAUAUCCAAAGUAAGAAAUAACUCGCCUUGUAGGAUACUCACAUAUAGUUCAGCAUUGAGACCACCAUCGAUCCUGGUGAAGUAUCCAACACCUUUGACUGUGAAACAACCACAUAUCAUCAGGCUUCCUCCACCAAACUUGACUGUUCCUUCAAUUUCUCGAUCCAUUUGCCCCCUUUUCCCUUGUUGCUUCCAGACCCAUUUGCACCCAUCAGAGCCAAGUUUAUUGACUUUCAUCUCAUCGCUCCAAAUCACCCAUUUCUGAUCUUCUACUGUCCACUGUUUGUACUUUUUUACAAACGCUUCUUAUGAAAGUCAAGGCUUCUUCACCUUUUUUCGGGCCACAAUCCCAGACUUCUGUAAUGCAUGUCGCACAGUGCUUGCAUGGAUGUCUGUGAUCUCACACCUCCACUGCUUGUCACUCAAGAACUGAUAGACCUUGUGAUGAGCCGACUUGUUGACAUAUUGCCUGGACGUCCACCUCUUGGCUUUGGAAUGGAUGGACGGACUUCAUUUUGUAUUCUUCCAACUGUUAUGGCGCUCACAUAAUGCAGUUUUACC
Messenger RNA from Bufo gargarizans (Asiatic toad), 3734 nucleotides. Its product is annotated as zinc finger protein 436-like. The record is from RefSeq and is a predicted model, not a curated record. The coding region runs from base 60 to 2738 and encodes 892 amino acids. The transcript is spliced from 7 exons. Gene Ontology annotation, biological process: negative regulation of transcription by RNA polymerase II. Gene Ontology annotation, molecular function: DNA-binding transcription repressor activity, RNA polymerase II-specific. Lineage: Eukaryota; Metazoa; Chordata; Amphibia; Anura; Bufonidae.